Messenger RNA from Pseudovirgaria hyperparasitica, 1472 nucleotides. Its product is annotated as SET domain-containing protein. Bases 139 to 1308 code for a protein of 389 amino acids. Gene Ontology annotation, biological process: peptidyl-lysine monomethylation; peptidyl-lysine trimethylation. The record is from RefSeq and is a predicted model, not a curated record. NCBI's taxonomy places the organism in Eukaryota, Fungi, Ascomycota, Dothideomycetes, Acrospermales, Acrospermaceae. Gene Ontology annotation, molecular function: protein binding; protein-lysine N-methyltransferase activity. The transcript has 6 exons.
UCUGACUCACAUCUCUUAAUUGCGUGCUUGCUUAGAUGGACACCGAAUUUGAUAUUGAGUCGUCAGUUCGAGUUUUUCUUGGAUUUUGAAACAUGAUAUUUGCCACUUGUUGGAACUAAGCUGUCCGCAUACUUCGGCAUGGCCAUUGUGUACUCACCUGGCGAUGAACACGAUGCCUUUGUUAAAUGGGCCAAAGAGCAAGGGGUUCAGAUCACAGCCGUAGCACCAGCACGAUUCGAAGGCAAAGGCCUUGGUUUGGUCGCAGCCAGAGACAUAAAUGCAGGUGAAUGUCUUGUCAAGGUCCCAGCCAAGGUCCUCAUCACUAUCGAUAGCGAUGCAGUCUGGGAACUGAAUCUCCCUCGUCGCAGCUCUGUACAGGGCCGACUUGCUGCUUACUUGACAAUCAUCAACGCGGACGAUAAGCGAAACCACAGAUUAUGGCAGGCGACCUGGCCAAGUAUGCAGGAAUUUGAGAGUGUCAUGCCGUUUUGCUGGCCAUUGGAGCUCCAGGAGCAUCUUCCCCCUACGGCUAAACCACUCCUUGAUUCUCAACAGAAGAAGUAUCAAAAAGAUUUCCACGACCUGAAAAUGUAUCUACCAGCCUCAUCAGAACAUCUCUUCAAGUAUUUUUGGCUGAUCAUCAAUACCCGUGUAUUCUACUGGAACUAUCCUGCUACACCUCUGUCACGAAUGCCCAAGAGGCGAAGCGACCUCAAGUCCGAAGAUUGUCUUGCGCUGUGUCCUUUCGGUGACUACUUCAAUCAUACCGACGUUGGCGGGUGUGAUGUGACCACAGAUAGGAGCGGAUAUAGCGUUGUAAGCACCAAAACUUACAAGGCUGGCGAGGAAGUGUUCUUCUCCUACGGUGGGCACAGUAAUGACUAUCUGCUGGCAGAGUAUGGCUUCAUGCUGCCAAAUAAUCACUGGGACUCAGUCUCUCUCGACCAUCUCAUCGUCCCCAAACUCACGGCCGAGCAGAAGGAUGUAUUAAAGGAUGAUAGGUUACUAGGGGAAUAUACUCUGUCUAUAGUUGACUCAAAACCUGCGGUGUGCUACCGUACUCUAGCAGCUUUGCGUCUGGCCACGACUCCUCAGCAACGUUAUCGCAACUUCGUGUCUGGAAUUGGGGAUGAUAGCCGUGACCAAGAAACCGUUGACGAGGCAGUAGAAAGGCUAUUCGACGACUUCGCGAAGGAAUGUUCUGAGGCCAAGGCAUCUUUAAAAGAGUUAAGUGGGGGCAAUGGCAGGAUAGCUGCGACUCUUGUAGAUCGUUGGCAGCAGAUCGAAGCUUUGCUCGGACGGUCUUGAAUCCGACACAGUAUGAAGAAUAUCUUGGUAAGCUUUAGAGCUGACGAGGUUCCCGGUGAAUAUAAACGGAUCCCUGAGGAUCAUCGGCGUUAAGACGGCCGAGGGAUUAUCCAUGCUAAAUCUAAACGGGACUAAGCUGACCGUCAUCACUCACCUCUUUUCAC